AACCGCGCUCCCAGGAUGCAGUUUGUGUCAACACGGCCGCAGCCGCAGCAGCUGGGCGUCCAGGGCCUGGGGCUGGACGGCGGCGGCUGGAGCUGGGCGCAGGCACUUCCCCCGGAGGAGGUGUGCCCGCCGGAGCCGGCGCUGCGCGCGGACAUGGCCGAGGGGAUGCCUCCCAUGCAGGCUCAGGAGUGGGACAUGGACACACGGCGGCCGGUGCCUUUCCAGUUCCCACCGUUCCCAGACCGGGCCCCCGUCUUUCCUGAUCGCAUGAUGCGCGAGCCCCAGUUGCCCACGGCCGAGAUUUCCCUCUGGACUGUGGUGGCUGCCAUCCAAGCUGUGGAGAGGAAGGUGGAUGCCCAAGCCAGCCAGCUGCUAAACCUGGAGGGGCGCACUGGGACGGCCGAGAAGAAGCUGGCCGACUGUGAGAAGACGGCUGUGGAGUUUGGGAACCACAUGGAGAGCAAGUGGGCCGUGCUGGGGACGCUGCUGCAGGAGUACGGGCUGCUGCAGAGGCGGCUGGAGAACAUGGAGAACCUGCUGCGUAACAGAAACUUCUGGGUCCUGCGGCUGCCCCCAGGCAGCAAGGGUGAGGUGCCCAAGGUUCCAGUGACCUUCGUUGACAUUGCUGUCUACUUCUCUGAGGAUGAGUGGAAGAGCCUGGAUGGAUGGCAGAAGGAGCUCUACAACAACCUGGUCAAGGAGAACUACAAAACCCUGAUGUCACUGGAUGCAGAGGACCCAGCACCCAAACCAGAUGCUCCACCCCAGGUCGAGCCAAGGGAAGAGCCGUGUGUGUGGGAGCAGCGUAACCCCGAAGAGAGAGACAUCCCAAUGGAUCCGGACACAGGAGCGGAGCCCCUGAUGCCCACACAGGAUGCGUCCUCUCAGGUAAAGCGUGAAGAAGCCCUGAGUGUCCGGGGACAACGGGGCAUGGAGGAGAGGGAGCUCCCCGCUGAGCCCAUCUCCGACUCGCCGAUCUCUGCCCAGGACCUGCUGUCUCGGAUUAAGCAGGAGGACCACCAGUGUGUAUGGGACCAGCAGGAUUUGGUGGAGAGAGAUAUCGCAACGGACCCCAAUUCAGAGUCUCUGCUUUCAGCACAUGACAUUCUGUCAUGGAUCAAGCAGGAGGAGCAGCCAUUCCCGUGGGGACCUCGCGAUGCAGUGGAGGGAGAGCUCGGGUUAGACUCCAGCACUGGUGACGGCCUGCUGAUAGUGAAGAACCCGCCCCCGGCCCCGCCGCAGCCCCAGCCGCAGCCGCAACAGCCGAGCCUCCCCCCGGCCCCUGUGGCUGAGGGCGCGGGCGGCCCCCCGAGCCGGGGCGCGGGCGGAGGGCUGGAGGGCGGCUUCCCGGCACUGCCCGGGGAGCGGGGCGCCUGCGGGGCGCCCGGGGGUGCGGGGAGCACCGGGGGCGGGCCCGGCGGGCCGCGGGGUGGGCCCGGCGGCUGCGGCGGCUGCUGCCCGGGCCCCGGCGCGCCCCGACGGGCCCUCCCGGCGCACGGAGGCCGCGGCAAGCCCUACGCGUGCCCCGAGUGCGGCAAGAGCUUCGGCGUGCGCAAGAGCCUGGUCAUCCACCACCGCAGCCACACCAAGGAGCGGCCGUUCGCCUGCGCCGAGUGCGAGAAGAGCUUCAACUGCCACUCGGGCCUCAUCCGCCACCAGAUGACGCACCGCGGCGAGCGGCCCUUCCGCUGCGCCGACUGCGACAAGACCUACAGCCGCAAGGAGCACCUGCAGAACCACCAGCGGCUGCACACGGGCGAGCGGCCCUUCCAGUGCGCGCUCUGCGGCAAGAGCUUCAUCCGCAAGCAGAACCUACUGAAGCACCAGCGCAUCCACACGGGCGAGCGGCCCUACCCCUGCGCCGAGUGCGGCAAGCGCUUCCGCUACAAGGAGUCGCUCAAGGACCACCUGCGCGUGCACGGGGGCGGCGCGGGCCCGGGCCUGGGCGCGGCGCGACCUGCGCACGCGCCCCCCGAGCGGGACUAGGCCGGGCCGGGGGGCGGGCUCUGCCGACCUGCCCCCGGGCUCGGCGCCUCGCCCUCCGCACCCCGCCGGGCCCUCCCUCCGCACCCCGCGGGCCGCGAGAUUCCACUCCGGGGGCGGGGCAGACGCCGUGGGAGAGGGCCCGGGAGGAACCCCCAGACGGAGGAGCCCCCAGACACCCUGGGAGAGGGCCCGGGAGGAGCCCCCAGACGGAGGAGCCCCCAGACACCCUGGGAGAGGGCCCGGGAGGAGCCCCCAGACGCCCAGGGAGAGGGCCCCGGAGGAGCCCCCAGACGCCCAGGGAGAGGGCCCCGGAGGAGCCCCCAGACGCCCUGGGAGAGGGCCCCGGAGGAGCCCCCUGGCACCCGUCUGGCCCCGGGGUUGCAGAUUCUGGUCGGCGAGGCCCCCGGGCGUCUGGAACCCUUCCGAGAUGGAGGAAAUAGGUCCUCAGGUUGAGAGGAGUCCUGAAACAGGAAGCUGAGGUGGAGCGGCGGCGGCAGGAGGGCCACGCUGAGGGGAACAUCGUCCUGACGACAACACUGCCUCGCGUUUGAAUAGCGCUUUAUACUUUUUUAAAAAGUGUUUUCUAUGCGUUACCCAUGUCACCUUUAGCCUGUCCCUCUGAGAUAGGCGGGUGGGAUUUUCCUGACAUGGUGUAACUUAGGUGACAUGUCCAACCAAGGCCGCACGACAGGAGGGCCCCUGUCCCUGUGCAGUGCUCACCCACACUGCCUACCUCGGCGUCUGGGACCUCUCAGGCCUGGCUUCUCCUGUCCCUUUCUUCCCGUUCCCCACACCCAACGAAAAAGAGAAGUCAGAAGCAAGAGGGGCCAACCUGCGGGGUUAUGGGGUGGGGGCCCAAAAUGCCCCCAGGGGGGCCUUUGAAAGACUCUUUCUACCAAGUUGCUCUCAGCCGCCUCCCUUCUCCGACCUCCUUUCAUGCACAACAGCGACCUGGGACCUGGACCAGUCGGCAGCCAUGCCCUGGUCAGACCGUGUCCUGAUGGUCAUCUGGGUCUCCCCAGGGCCGCAGGGCUGAGGGAAAGCAGCCAUCCAGGCAAGGGCCUCUGCCCAGGAGAGCCAGGCCAUGGGGUGCUAGAGAAUCGUAGAGCCUGGGUCUCUCCUACCCGAGCCUCCCAUUGGUGCUAUCUGCUCGGGAACAAGGACACAGACCCUAAUAUGCUCCAGAACCCGCAGGCGCUUUGGGAACCGCCCAAAGGACUCCCACGUUGGUGCAUUUGCUCAGCGGCCCCAGCACUGCGUCCUGAGGCCCAGUCUCCAUUUCUGCAUCCUGCAUGGCCAGGCCCCGGGGUGGGGUGGCAUGCCCCAGAACCCCAUUUGUGUCAAGAAUGACUCCCUGCUCCUCCCUGAAGUCCCGCUUCUCUUCCAGCCUGGAGCCCGGUGGGCGGCAGCACUUGGCACCACUCUGAGCGCUCAGCCUCUGCCCCCUGUCCUCGCUGCUGUGCUGCUUUCCUCUGACCCCUUCUUGCCAUGCAAAGGGAAUUCUUGAGAUUCAAUAAAAGGUAUCCAGAUUGCA
This is a messenger RNA of Loxodonta africana (African savanna elephant), 3520 nucleotides long. It is a transcript of the gene ZNF282, whose product is annotated as zinc finger protein 282. The record is from RefSeq and is a predicted model, not a curated record. Bases 16 to 1986 code for a protein of 656 amino acids. Lineage: Eukaryota; Metazoa; Chordata; Mammalia; Proboscidea; Elephantidae. Gene Ontology annotation, biological process: regulation of DNA-templated transcription. The transcript has 8 exons.